AGCCCAAAAAGCUAUUCGUCAAAAUCCAAAAGUGUAGAAAAGAAAAGAAACUCAUUUCUAGUAAAUUGGCUUUGAUUUUGUUUAAUUCCUACUCUACAAACCAGCUUGAUAAGAGGGCUUCUUCAGCCGCAAAAGCGAUAUGGUGCUUACGGAUUUCAAUGGAGCUGGUGUCGGAUUUGGUUUCGGCGUCGGCUGUGGUUUCGGAGUUGGAUGGGGUUUCGGAGGAAUGCCUUUGAAUUUCUUGGGCCUCGGCGUAGGUGGAGGCUGUGGGAUUGGAGUAGGCCUUGGAUGGGGCUUUGGUACUGCCUUUGGGAGUAAGUAUCGAUCAUCUAGGCUGGCGUUUCAGGGCACUGAAUUCGGGAAAAGGAAUCAAAAUGAUGCACCAUUCAAAGAUUUAUCAUCACAAAGCACCCAGGAAGUUGCCCAGCACAAAUCAAAGAAAGAUUGCUGGUUUGUCGUCAACGGCAGAGUAUUGAACGUGACAAAGUUUCUGGAUGAGCACCCAGGAGGAGAAGAGGUGCUCAUAGAGUCAGCAGGGAAAGAUGCGAGCAAGGACUUCGAGGUUAUUGGACACAGCAAGGCAGCUCAAAACUUGCUCCGAAAAUACCAAGUGGGUGUUCUUCAAGGACACACAGUCCAAGACGAAGACUCCAAGGAAGUUCCCUACAAGGAAUCCAAGAAGAAAGAGAUGACUGCUUUUGUCAUCAAGGAUGACGAAAAGCCCAAGUAUGCGGUUCUGCUCGAGUUCUUCGUCCCGCUCUUGGUUGCCGGUUCCUAUUUCAGUUACAGAUACCUUAGCAGAGCAGCCCAGAUCAUGGAUUAGUUCAUCUUAUCUAAUUUAACCACUGCCCAUGCAUGCAUGCAUAUGAUCAUCAAUAUGGUCUGCUUUUUAUAAGGUUUCUUGUCAGUCAUUGGCCAGUAUUGCCAGAAUUUCUUGUGUGGUUAAAAAUAAGAUGAAUUAAUUAAUAUGGAAACUUUAUGGUCA
This is a messenger RNA of Alnus glutinosa, 985 nucleotides long. RefSeq names its product cytochrome b5. The transcript is spliced from 6 exons. Lineage: Eukaryota; Viridiplantae; Streptophyta; Magnoliopsida; Fagales; Betulaceae. Gene Ontology annotation, cellular component: intracellular membrane-bounded organelle; membrane. The record is from RefSeq and is a predicted model, not a curated record. Gene Ontology annotation, molecular function: heme binding. The coding region runs from base 140 to 823 and encodes 227 amino acids.